AUGUCCGACGCAGCGAGUGAGUCGAAAGUCGCAGCUGGAGGUGGACAGGGCUGCCAGCUGACUUCUCGGCGCGGAGCCUUUCUUGGAGCUUUGGGAGUGCUGUGCCUCCUCUCCUGGCAGCUUGUGUCGCUGCAUUCGCCCGACGACCAGCAGCGGCUGGAGAAGCGCAUCAACGACAGGAUCGAAAAUGUGGAAAGCAAAACGCAGCUUCUAGCUGAGCAACUGGAGAAGAUUUCGGCACAUCUGCAGCUUGAACAGAGCUCUCCGUCGGCGCAGGAAGAAGAAGUAGUUCUGCCGGAGACUGCGGUGGCCAACACGGCUGACGCUUCCACUCCGGCUCUUUCUGGUGCCGGCGCUCAGAGCCACUUGCAUACACUGGUGCUGCAAAAGGAAGCGAAGAUAAAUGCUGCGUUCAAGAACGGCGUGGCAGAGGAGUGUAAGACUGCCCUCAGCCGAAAGGGUUUCAAAGACGAUCCUUUCGGCCCCGAGCUUUGGGUAAGGGUACUGAAAGAACACCACAGGUCGGGAGGUGGAGACUGCAGAAAUAGCAAAGACCGAAAUUGCAGAGGAUUUGUGAGUCAAGGCCUACAGGAUGUUUUCCUCUACACGGUCUUGUGGAGGCAUUUGUCACGGCCUGGUGUGUAUGUGGACUUGGCUGCACAUGACUUCCGAUACAUCAGCAACACGUACUUCGCGGACCACUGCUUGAAAUUUGAUGGCGUGUGCAUCGAGCCGAAUAGCGACUACCACAGCGAGUUGAUCACGAAGCGCCGUUGCGCCGUCGUGAAGACAUGCAUCGCGGAGCAAAAGAAGGAUGUUACUUUCGUACUGCAAGGACCUUUCGGAGGAAUUGAAAGUGAGCGGAAGGUUCUGAAGAAGACAGCCACUGGAGGAAAGAGGACCACGAUGACCUGCCAGACGCUGUCAGAUGUCUUCAAAGCUCAUGGGAUGACCCACGUCGACUUCAUGAGCCUGGACGUUGAAGGAGCUGAGCUGGCGUGCCUAGAAGGCAUCGACUGGAACCUAGUGUCCAUCGACACCAUCCUCGUCGAAGGGAACGACAACAGCUUCCAGAAGGUCGCCGAGCUCCUUACCUCCCAGGGCUACGUCAAUGCCACGCAGCUCCACAGGGACGUCUUCUUCGUGCACCGGUCGAUGACCGGGCUGCUCCAGAAAGUGGAGGUCUGGAAUCGCGAAGUCUGCCCGCGGAUCAAUGAAGCUUUGCGGCCGGGCAGGAUCCGGUAUUACUCCUGCCCAUGA
This is a messenger RNA of Symbiodinium sp. CCMP2592, 1260 nucleotides long. NCBI's taxonomy places the organism in Eukaryota, Dinophyceae, Suessiales, Symbiodiniaceae. The record is from the annotation of a GenBank genome assembly.